CAUCCCCAAUCCUCUCGACCCGAAAUCGCCCACCACUAUAGCUGUGCCCGCUCAUUCCACAAAUUCAAACAAUAGAUUAUUGCCAUUCGAUACCUAGACCCUUUUCGAUCAUACCUCUCAAUACGAUAAUCGAGCUCCACCAAGGACCCUUCAUCUCCACUCGUACACCUGCCUCACCUUCCAGCCAGACAUCUGAUGAACCCACGACCGCGAGUCCUCAGCACUGCCAUAUUGACUGACCAUCUUGCCGGCCUCUACAAUCAGGAUUCUCUGACGUCCUGCCUGCUGCGAUGAUGGCGGGGUCCAAAUUCGAUACCUUUACAGUCUUUCCGAAUCUUCCGAAAGAGAUGCGAUUAAUGAUAUGGGAACGAACUUUGCGACCUAGGAUCGUCAAUUUAAGGCAGAGGAAUUUGAAUAAGACAAUUGGGGAGUGGGAGACUGAGACUGGAAAUACUUGGCCACCGCCAAAGGGGGGAAUGAUGGGAGAAGACGCGGAGGAAGAGGAUAACCAUGUUUUCCUGGAUCUGCGAGAGAGCUCUAGGUGGCGAGGAAGAGAGAGGGCUGCACUGGCCGACUCGCUCAAUGCCAAUAUCUUUGACGAAGAUGCGUAUAAGGAAGCCCACCUAGUGGGACUGAUUUCCGAUUGCCCGCCGCCGGAAAUCCUUCGCGUCUGUCGGGAGGCAUUUCAAGUUGUUUCGAAGUCCUACCACAAGGUUUUCUCACCUCUUGGAUCGAUACCUACCACGUGGUUUUGUUUCGAGCUCGAUACGUUAUAUCUACGGCAUGAUAACUUUUCGGUUUAUUAUGCUGAUGGCAGUUUGGUUUCUGUUACUUACGACCUUGGUGACAGCGCAUUUAACAUGCUGGAUAUGGAUAACCUAUUGAAGGUGAAAAAAAUCGCACUACUUUUGACGGGAGAUAACGAUGAUGCGAACAUGCCAUUAGAGAAGUUCAUUGCGGCGCUCGCUAGCACGAUAGGUGGUCUGGAGAAUCUGUAUUUGGUGGUGAAGCAUUAUGAAAAGGAAGGCCAGGAUGCAACAUGCCUCUCCAUUACGGAUCCUAUAAAUUUCGCAGAGACCAUCAGGAGUUACAAGUUUUUCAACCCGACAGCAUGGUGGGAGGAAGUCGCUGAAGAAGUUCCCUUGAACAGCACGGAAUCAGAGGUGAAUUUGGAGGAUCUUGAGAGGAUACUGGCAGAAGACGUUAGCAGAGGCAAAACUUCCUGGAAUAUCCCCAAGAUAGAGACGAAAGUGGUCCUUGAUAGGGAGUACGCAGGGGAGCUCGCGAGGGCGAGACGUGCUGCGAAGAUGAAGGUAGAUGAGCUCGUCAAGGAGCACAAAGCUUAUGAGAUGGAAAGAGAGAGAGAGAGAGAGAGAGAUAAAGACUGGAACGAGUAACUGGAAUGAUAUUAGUGAUUCUGACGAGGACUUCGGACUUUUUACUUAGAUAUGCUGGAGAAUCUAUUGAUGUUUCGGAAGUAUCAUCGCCGUCAGGUGCAGUAUUCACCAGCAAUACGACUCCAAUCAACAGUUGCC
This is a messenger RNA of Hyaloscypha bicolor E, 1535 nucleotides long. RefSeq lists its product as uncharacterized. The record is from RefSeq and is a predicted model, not a curated record. The transcript has a single exon. NCBI's taxonomy places the organism in Eukaryota, Fungi, Ascomycota, Leotiomycetes, Helotiales, Hyaloscyphaceae. The coding region runs from base 291 to 1397 and encodes 368 amino acids.